Caenorhabditis briggsae is the source of this 1332-nucleotide messenger RNA. The transcript has 10 exons. Gene Ontology annotation, molecular function: transmembrane transporter activity. Lineage: Eukaryota; Metazoa; Nematoda; Chromadorea; Rhabditida; Rhabditidae. Gene Ontology annotation, biological process: transmembrane transport. The coding region runs from base 1 to 1332 and encodes 443 amino acids. Gene Ontology annotation, cellular component: lysosomal membrane. The record is from RefSeq and is a predicted model, not a curated record.
AUGUUGCCGAAACCAACUCAAGAGACUGCAUGGAAGCCCAUAUACAUCGGAGGAAUAUGUUCUUUCAUUCAAACCGUUCAGUUUGCAAUAUUCUUCCCCUCAAUGUGGCCUUACAUUUUGACGUUGCAACCUGAUCUGAAACAAAGCAGCUUCGGAAUCGUCGUUGCUGCCUACAGCUUCACUCAAUGCAUUUUCUCCCCAUUUUUCGGUUAUUGGAGCAACAAUAUCUCUCAAGUCAGACUUCCGAUGAUCAUCGGAUUCAUCAUUAUGGCAUUCGGAAAUUUGGUUUACUUGAGUCUUCAAUUCUGGAAUGACCAUUAUCUCUAUGUUAUGAUGUUCUCAAGAUUGAUUGCUGGAGCAGGAUCUGGGAAUAUGAGUCUCCUCCGCGCCUAUGCAUCCACCGCUUCUACUUCUAAAGAUAGAUCAAAAGCAAUUGCCUGUGUCUCAGGAGGGAUUGACAUCGGGAGUAUGGUCGGUCCUGCUCUUCAAUUGCUCUUCACACCACUUGGAGCUGAAGGAAUUACUACUCUUGGAUUAAAAAUCGAUAUCUACACCGCUCCAGCACUUCUUUGUCUAGUCAUCAAUACUAUCGGUUUACUGAUUGUUCAGUUAGCUUUCGUCGAAAAGCAAAUUAUACUAGAUAGUGCCGACUCUAGUGCUGAAGAAGAUGUGCCAAAGAAGAAACUGAUCAAUCCAUGUAUGAUUGCAAUUUCUGUGUGUAUAAUGACCCGCUUCACUCAACAAUUUAUCAAUACAACAGUCGAAAGUAUCGACGUUGCUUUCACAAUGAUGAUGUUUUCUUUUGAAAAAGAAAAGGCUGUCGCGAUUAAUGCUACCAUGCACACGAUUUCUGGAGCGAUUGCGUCUGUAUUGUAUCUCUCAUUCAUCUUCACUGGAAUCCGGAAAUAUCUAAAGGAAUGUCUUUAUUCAGUGAUAUCUCUUGUUAUUCCUCUCGUCUGGAUGCUCUCCACAUAUCCAUACAACUUCUACAAGGAUAAUGCUUACUACGCCGGAUUCAUAAUGGUGUUUGGAGUAUCCUUCUCUAUCAUAAAUAUCACAAACACUACUCUCUACUCCAAAGUUGUCGGACCAAGACCACAGGGAACUUAUCAAGGAUUUUAUCAAAUGGCUGGAUCGUUUGGAAGAAUGAUUGCUCCACUUCUUAUGAGCGCUACCUACACUUUUUUCGGUCCAAGAAUCCCAUGGUUCAUUCUUAUCGGAAAUUUCGUCGUAAUCAUUGCUGCCUGGAUCGUGCUUCGAAAGAAGAUGGUUCCAUUCGAAGAAUAUGAAGCAAACCGUGUUCGAUGUUCUGUUGCUGAUACCAAUGUUUGA